UAAACGAGUCAUAAUAUGUCAAGCGACAUUUUCUAAUUUUUAAUUUUAUGUACUCAUUUCGAUUCUCGAGUUCCCAUUUUCACAAACAAAACUUGUGAUUUACAUAAUAUAAUAACGAGUCCAUAACAAGCUCCGUUUUAAAUGUCUACCUGAGGAUCUAAGCAUUUGGUUGGAACUCAAAAGUUAUUCAUCACACAGAAGUUUUGUAACUGUUGUUAUUGGUGUCCACAGUGAAUUGUUGGUGAAUUAUUGUGUUAACAAGACUUGAUUGAUUACUAAGCAUCGAGUUAAAGUUGAUUGGAACUAAUAAGAUGUGGUAUGUUUGAGGAAUGUCGUCCGUGCACUGUGUGGUGGUAUGGGAGUGGCAGCACGAGGGACAGUGGCUGCCACACUCGCCCGGGGUGGCACGGACCCUGGAGAGGGCCCAUGCUAAGAAGCUGACUCGAGUUGUGCUGUCGGAUGCGGAGCCCGCACUCAAGGGACACUAUGUCAACCUGCGCACUCUCACACAGAGCUCAGACACACCAGGAGUGGGCGAGUGUGCAGUGCGUCGCGCGUGCUACAGCGUGCAGUCGCCGGGCGGGCGCGGCGCGCGCUGGGAGUGGGCGCGCCUCGCCGACCCGCCGCGAGCCGCUGAACUGCGAUAUGAUCCCCUGCCUAUGGAGGUGCAAUGUCGGCUGGAGGAAUCGUGGACGGUAGGCUCAGAGGCGGUGCAAUGGGAGGGCUGGCUGCUGUGCCUGUGCAGUAUGACAGCGCGAGGGCCGCGGGGAUGCGCAUUGCGGCUGUUGCGUAGGGCCGCGCACCCGCCCUACCCACUGGUGAGGUCAGAGCCGCCGCCCGCACCCGCGCCUCGCGCCGCGCUGCCGCCGCCGCCCGCGCCUCCCGACCGACCGCACGUCGACGGUCGGAGACCAAGAAUACCUCAACAGCACACAGGUUCCAGUGUACACUCAGUGCAAUCAAUUCAGUCCAUACAAUCCAUACAAUCUGCCAAAUCUGUACAAUCAGCCAAAUCAAUGCAGUCUGCCAAAUCAAUACAGUCAUCAAAAUCUGCACCGCCCAGAGACAGGUGUGGAGCCAGGAGUGCGUCGCCCAAGGAUAGGAAACCAGGAUUGGCUCGACAGAUUCUGCACAACCUUAAUAUAUUUAGUAGUAACAACAACAAAACAGCAGCAGUAGUGAUGGAGCAGCAGCAAAGUGUGGACGAGCAGCGACACACCGACACUGAGUGUAGCAGCACUAGGUCCGGCCGGCGACACAGCGUCGACACAGUGUCCACCUACCUCAGCCACGAGAGCAAAGAGAGCUUGCAGCAAGCGUCAGUGGGCGAACUGCUCAACUGCAGUGCGGGAAGCGACGAUGUGUUCGAGCCCACGCCUAAACACCACUCAGACCAACUGGUUUCCACUCACGACAGGAAUAUGGAGUGCAAACUGAGUUCCGACUUACACGAUCUAACCCUCGGUAUAUCGGGGACGUCGGAGAGCGAGGGGGACCCGACGGAGGGGGACGGGGAGACGUGGGAGGGGAUGGAGGAGGAGGGGGAGGAGGAGGUGUGGCGCUGGGUGUCGGAGGUGUCCCCACAGUGGGGUGCGCUGUGCUGGGUGUGCGCGCGCCCGCUGGCGGACUCGCGCGCGCAGCACGUGCGCGUGGUGGCGCUCGCGUGCCACCACGUGCUGCAUCUCAGGUGUCUGCGCGCGCAUCUCGACCGACUGAGGGAGCGAGGGGAGAGCGCGUACAUCGAGUGCAUCGUGUGCGGGCACGAGUUCGGGCGCCGCUCGCCGCGCGUGUUCGGCGAGCAGCCGCCCGGCUCCAUGGCGUGGCGCCGCCAGCCCGCCUGCCUGCCCGGACACCCGCCCGACACCGCCUCUAUACUCGUCACCUACAAUUUCCAGUCCGGCAGACAAGGCCCGCGACACCCGAUGCCGGGCGCGCCCUACUACGCCGUGGGCUUCCCCCGACACUCGCUGUUGCCGGACACACCUUUGGGCAGAGAGGUGUUGUCGGCACUGCGCGCGGCGUGGGAGCGGCGCGUGCUGUUCACGGUGAGCGCGUCGCAGACGACGGGGCGCGAGCACGUGGUGGCGUGGCGCGUGCCGCCGCCGCCCGCCGCGCCGCAGCACUACCUGCCGCCGCACCCGCCGCGUCCGCUGCCCAGGCUGCUGGCCCACCUCUCCAGGCUGCUGCGCGAAACUGACAACGAGUGAUGCUUGCCUCCACACCACUAACAUUCCUUACCACAGUGACCUUUCCGACACUUACAACAUGUACAUGUAGCUUUCACUUAAAUACUUUUCAAUAUUCGGUAUUAUAUUCGGUAUCUGCAUUGGGCCAGCAUUGACAUGCUGAGCGGUAUACCCAUCUGCCGCCGCAUCCGCUGCCCACCUCUCGAAGUUGCUGCGUGAAACAGAACGAGUGAUGGUUACCUCCACAUGCUCAACACUACUAACAUUCCUUAGUUCUCCAACAAUUAUGACAUGGUCCUUUAACUUAUAGGCAUUUCCCACAUCCUUGUAUGUAACAUGAUUUUUGUAACGUUAUGAAAAGUGAGUUUUCGAUCUUUUACGGAAGUAUCACAUAGUUUUAACUUUUACCGACUUCACAAAACGAAGUUAUAUUUCCAAAGGUUAUGGAUACUUUGUCCUUUCAAUAUUUCAGACUAAAGAAGUUUCAUUAAGAAAACUAGACUGGAAAAGAUCUGCAUUUAUCAGCUAAAUAUUUCCAGUAUUAUUUUUAACGUAUAUCUCAAACUUUUGUUCUAUUAAUGUGUAGUAUUAGGUUGGUGUGUAUUACAGACAGACGUAGUAUAUUAAUAAAAUAAUUAAAUUAUUUUAUUGUUUAACUAAUUUAAGUUUUGCAACGAAUCUAUUAUAAUGUGUUACAGUUUUUUUGUACAGUUUACACCAAAUGUUGCAUGAUUUUACAUAGGUAAUGUGUGUUAAAGACCAAUAUAUUUUGUAAAUAAUAUGUAAUACAAAACUAGGUUAUAACAAGAUGACAAUCACAAUUUAUUGAAUAAACUAACAAAUAGAUACGAUACGUUACGUCCCGAUGUUAGUGAAAAUCAAUUUCAUAAUAUUUUUUAUUUAAUUAAACUUUUACGAGUACUUUUGAACUUACAAAUUCUUUUUUUUAAAUGGCUGAGCAGUGACGAAUACUUCCUAUGUAUACAAAUCAAAGCUUACCUUAAAAAAGUUUUAAGAUUUGUAUUAGAUAUGGGUUUUAUCUGACUGAUCUGGUCAAAACCCUGUCCUCACUGCUGGACUAAAUAUCAAACUCGUCUUCCAGAUUUUUGUGAUACUAUCUCAUUAGUGUUCAUGGUCUUCCAAGAUUAUUCCAUUAGAACUUAUGGUCUUCCAACACUAUACAAAUAAAUACAUACUUAGUUAUUAAAUUAAUGGUAAUUUUUAACUUUACAUCUUUUUAUUAUAUUUAAGACUGACUCAAAUACGAAUAUUCUGAAAAUAUUUACAUUAUUUAAUCUAUAUUUUAGAUUAUAAUAUAGAUCUUGCCAGUAAGUGCCUUAGUAUAAAAAUAUAAGUAUACUAUGAAACGGUUACAUAUUAGAGGUAAUUAAAACACGAGUGUGUGUAUGCAAAGAACGAGUCGCCACGCGAGUUUUUAAUAUUAUCACACGAGUGUUUUAAUACCUAAUUAUUUAGAAUUUCAUACACUAUUAUAUCUAAACUCAUAUCUUUAUAACCAGACCAUAAAAUCUUGGUGACAUUUGUCAUAUCUUUUUCUUGAUUUUGCUGCCAAAAUAGUUUCAUAAUGAUUUUUUUUUUAUAGAAUUCUGUGAUUAAAGUAUGCCAAUAUAUGGCACAUUUUGAUUUCAUAAUCAGGAUUUUAAGAUACGAGAGUAGAUAAAUAUUAUUAACUGUAUUUGUAUAUAAUGUAUGUACACGUCACGUAAGUUGAUAAAGGAAGUGGAGGUAGAUGUGUCAGGCGUUACCGUGCAUUCACAUAUUCACCAUCGUGGCGGUUAUUGUCAUCGACAUGUCGCGAAUAAUCACGCCAUUGCAGGGUUGCGAGACGAAACCGGAGUCGAAUAAACAAAUCUCCUCCUGGUUCACUACUCGUCGCACCUUCUCAUGCGAAUGUGUAAAUGCACCUUUACAUUCUGACGCAAUUUAGAUUUCGUAGCUUUUAGUAAAAGCUCAUUUUUGUGUGCUUAGUAUGAGAUUUCAUUUCACCAGCAUUCAAAACAAUAGCGUCAGAUCAAAAUGGACCUCAAGGCCUUCGAUUUCAAGUUUAAAAUCCAGCACCAUCGAUUUUAAUUUCGCAAGGCUUUAAAAUCGGUGGUACUGAAUUUUUUACUUUAAAUCAAAUACUUUAGGUUGAUUUUAAUUUGAUGUUAUUAUGUUUUUCUCUCGAAUUUAUUAAAUUAAAAUCUUAUACUAAGAAGAAAAAGAAAAAAAUUAUCUUUUUCCACAAUAUGUCAUGUUUGCCUUUAUGUUCGUCAUUUAGGAAACAUAGUAUCAACUUCCGUGACUUUAUGUGUAACAAGCUAUAUCAGUCUGUCUUCCUUUAACAGAUCUUCCGAAGAAAAGCUUUACAAGUUACGAUGAAAUGUUUUUAUUGUAUAAGUACCUAUAAGCAUUUUACAAGAACUUAAAUGAACCUUUUAAAUAUUAUUGAAUAAAUAAGUAAAUAAAUUUACACUAUA
Maniola jurtina (meadow brown) is the source of this 4666-nucleotide messenger RNA. RefSeq names its product protein deltex (gene dx). Gene Ontology annotation, molecular function: zinc ion binding; ubiquitin protein ligase activity. Gene Ontology annotation, biological process: protein ubiquitination; Notch signaling pathway. The transcript has 11 exons. Lineage: Eukaryota; Metazoa; Arthropoda; Insecta; Lepidoptera; Nymphalidae. The coding region runs from base 330 to 2207 and encodes 625 amino acids. The record is from RefSeq and is a predicted model, not a curated record. Gene Ontology annotation, cellular component: nucleoplasm.